Molecule: messenger RNA, 1967 nt
Organism: Mandrillus leucophaeus (drill)
Lineage: Eukaryota; Metazoa; Chordata; Mammalia; Primates; Cercopithecidae
Gene: IL10RB
Product: interleukin 10 receptor, beta
Exons: 7
Coding region: 110-1087 (325 amino acids)
Molecular function (GO): interleukin-10 receptor activity; protein binding
Source: RefSeq, a predicted model, not a curated record
CGCCCCGCCCCGCUCCGCUGGUUCCCGGAAGCGACCGCGUACGAGCGCUCUCAGGCGCGGGCGGGGGUCGUGUGCCUGGAGGAAGCUGCGGCACCCCUGGCGCCCGUCCAUGGCGCGGAGCCUCGGGAGCUGGCUGGGCGGCUGCCUGCUGGUGUCAGCAUUGGGAAUGGUACCACCUCCUGAAAAUGUCAGAACGAAUUCUGUUAAUUUCAAGAACAUUCUACAGUGGGAGUCACCUGCUUUUGCCAAAGGGAACCUGACUUUCACAGCUCAGUACCUAAGUUAUAGGAUAUUCCAAGAUAAAUGCACGAGUACUACCUUGACGGAAUGUGAUUUCUCAAGUCUUUCCAAGUAUGGUGACCACACCUUGAGAGUCAGGGCUGAAUUUGCAGAUGAGCAUUCAGACUGGGUAAACAUCACCUUCUGUCCUGUGGAUGACACCAUUAUUGGACCCCCUGGAAUGCAAGUAGAAGUACUUGCUGAUUCUUUACAUAUGCGUUUCUUAGCCCCUAAAAUUGAAAAUGAAUACGAAACUUGGACUAUGAAGAAUGUGUAUAAUUCAUGGACUUAUAAUGUGCAAUAUUGGAAAAAUGGUACUGAUGAAAAGUUUCAGAUUACUCCUCAGUAUGACUUUGAGGUCCUCAGAAACCUGGAGCCAUGGACAACUUAUUGUGUUCAAGUUCAAGGGUUUCUUCCUGAUCGGAACAAAACUGGGGAAUGGAGUGAGCCUGUCUGUGAGAAAACAACCAGUGACGAGACGGUCCCCUCCUGGAUGGUGGCCAUCAUCCUCAUGGCCUCAGUCUUCGUGGUCUGCCUGGCACUCCUUGGCUGCUUCGCCUUGCUGUGGUGCAUUUAUAAGAAGACAAAGUACACCUUCUCCCCUGGGAAUUCUCUUCCACAGCACCUGAAAGAGUUUUUGGGCCAUCCUCAUCAUAACACACUUCUGUUUUUCUCCUUUCCAUUCUCGGAUGAGAAUGAUGUUUUUGACAAGCUAAGUGUCAUUGCAGAAGACUCUGAGAGCAGCAAGCAGAAUCCUGAUGACAGCUGCAGCCUCGGGACCCUGCCUGGGCAGGGACCCCAGAGCUAGGCUCUGAGAAGGAAACACACUCGGCUGGGCACAGUGACAUGCUCCAUCUCACAUCUGCCUCAGUGAGGGAUCAGGGCGGAAAACGAGGGCCAAGACCAUCUAAGCCAGCCCCACAUCUAGAACUCCCAGACCCUGGACUUACCUAAGCAACCAAAGAGCUACAUUUUAAAGGUUCGCUUGGCAAAAAUAUUCCAUUUGGGAACUCACUGCCUUAUAAAGGCUCUCGCGAUGUUUUUAAAAGUUGGCCACUGAGAGUGUAAUUUUCAGCCCCUUAUAUCACUAAAAUAGGAUCAUGUUUUAAUUGUGAGAAACAGGGCUGAGCGCAGUGGCUCACGCCUGUAAUAUCAGCACCUUGGGAGGUUGAGGCAGGCGAAUCACCUGAGGGCAGGAGUUCAAGACCAGCCUGGCCAACAUGGUGAAAGCCUGUCUCUACUAAAAAUGCAAAAAUUAGCUGGGCGUGAUGGCACAUGCCUAUAAUCCCAGCUACUCAAGUGCCUGAGGCAGCAGAAUUGCAUGAAUCCGGGAGGAGGAGGAGGUCGCAGUGAGCCGAGAUAGCGGCAAUGCACUCCAGCCUGGGUGAAAAAGUAAGACUCCGUCUCAAAAAAAAAAAAAAAAAAAAAAAAAAAAAAAAAAUUGUGAGAAACAGAAAUAUUUAAAAAUUUUAAAUGAGGAAUAAGAAUGGAGAUGUUGUAACAUUCUACCAGAUUAUGGAUAGAUUGAUCUGAAAAUCAACCUCAACUCAAGGGUGGUCAGCUCAAUGCUUUCCAGAACACAGACUUUUGGAUUCUUUGGGGUACUUUGACUGAAUAUAUUUUUCUACCUAUAUAUGUUUUAUAUGCUGCUGGUGCUCCAUUAAAGUGUUACUCUGUGUGGCACUGUA